AUGAGUUGUGACAGUCAACAGAAGAUCCGUGUGCAGAACGCCGCAGGUCAGGAGGUCGUCUUCAAGUGCCUCGGGGAGGGAAUACUUGAAAACGCCUUUCAAGGAUACAACGCCUGCAUUUUUGCCUACGGACAAACAGGGAACAUUGAUAGCGUCCUAGAGAAACCUCUGAUCUGUGAUGGUGUUUCCUCACACGUCUUCUCUCUCCUCCGUCUGUACAGGAGCAGACAGUCUCUGAAGGUCAGAGAGCAUAAAGUCCUGGGUCCGUAUGUGGACGGUCUGUCUCAGCUGGCUGUGAUGAACUUCGAGGACAUUGAGUCUCUGAUGUCGGAGGGGAAUAAAUCACGCACAGUAGCCGCCACUAACAUGAACGAGGAGAGCAGCCGAUCGCACGCCGUCUUCAGCGUCAUCGUCACGCAGACGCUGUAUGACCUGCAGUCUGGGAAUUCUGGUGAGAAAGUGAGUAAGAUCAGUCUGGUUGAUCUGGCCGGCAGUGAACGCGUAUCUAAGACUGGAGCUGCUGGAGAGAGACUGAAGGAGGGCAGCAACAUCAACAAGUCUCUGACAACGCUGGGCUGUGUUAUUUCUGCACUCGCUGAUCAGUCUGCAGGAAAAGGCAAGAGCAAGUUUGUGCCGUACAGAGACUCAGUGCUGACGUGGCUGCUGAAGGAUAAUCUGGGUGGCAACAGUAAGACGGCCAUGAUCGCCACCAUCAGCCCAGCCGCUGACAACUACGAGGAGACACUUUCGACGCUACGCUACGCCGACCGAGCCAAGAGAAUCGUCAACCACGCCGUGGUGAAUGAGGAUCCCAAUGCCCGAAUCAUCAGAGAGCUGCGGGAGGAAGUGGAGAAGCUGAAGGUGCAGCUCUCGCAGGCUGAGUCUCUGAAGGCUCCUGAGCUGCAGGAGAAACUCCAGGAGUCUGAGAAACUCAUUCAGGAGAUGACGGUAACCUGGGAGGAGAAACUCCGGAAAACUGAGGAGAUCGCACAGGACCGUCAGAAGCAGCUGGAGAGCAUGGGAAUCUCUCUGGAGUCGUCAGGGAUCAAGGUCGGAGAGGACAAGUGCUUCCUGGUCAACCUGAACGCUGAUCCGGCUCUCAAUGAGCUGCUGGUUUACUAUCUGAAGGAUCACACGCGUGUGGGGGCCGACACGUCUCAGGACAUCCAGCUGUUCGGCAUCGGGAUCCAGUCUGAACACUGUGUGCUGGAAGUCACGUCUGACGGAGACGUCGCGCUCACGCCGGCAGACAACGCCAGGACCUGUGUGAACGGGACGAUGGUUUACUCCAGGGUCCACCUGUGGCACGGCGACCGCAUCCUGUGGGGAAACAACCACUUCUUCAGAAUCAGUCUCCCGACGCGCAAGCGGCGCGAGCGAAUGAAGGAGCCGGAGCACGACAGCUUCGUGGAGGCCGACGUGGAGACGGCGAGCCAGGCCUCGUCUGAGCAGGACUACAGCUACGAGUUCGCACAGAUGGAGGUCAUGAUGAAAGCGCUGGGCAACAACGACCCCAUGCAGAAGGCGGUGCAUGCUCUGGAGAAGCAGUAUGUGGAGGAGAAGCGUGUGGCGCUGGAGGAGCAGCGGCUGAUGUACGAGCGCGAGCUCCAGUCUCUGCGGCAGCAGCUCUCGCCGGAGAAAGCGUCUCAGCACCAGCGCUGCAGCAGCUUCCCCACACACAACACACACAACAAACUGCGCCUGUGGACCGACGAGAGGGACGAGCUGUUCCGUCAGAGUCUGUCUCGGCUGCGUGAGCAGGUGGUCCGAGCGAACACUCUCGUGCGAGAGGCCAACUUUCUGUCCGAGGAGAUGCACAAACUCACCGACUAUCAGGUCACGCUGCAGAUCCCAGCCGCCAACCUCAGCGCCAACCGCAAGCGUGGCGCAAUAGUCAGUGAACCGGCGAUCCAGGUGCGACGUAAAGGGAAGGGAACGCAGGUGUGGACCAUCGAGAAACUAGAGAACAAACUAGUGGACAUGAGAGACCAUUACAGAGACUGGAGAGAAGCAGCACAGGAGGUGGUGAACCGGCUGCACAGUAAGGCGGGCGAUCCGUUCUAUGAAGCGCAGGAGAAUCACAAUCUCAUCGGCGUGGCAAACGUCUUCCUGGAGAGUCUGUUUCAUGACGUGAAGCUGCAGUACGCCGUUCCCAUCAUCAGCCAGCACGGGGAGGUGGCAGGUCGUCUGCAGGUGGAGCUGCUGCGGGUGAGCGGCGUCGUUCCCGAGCGUUUAGCCGGAGGAGACGAUUCCUCCGAGAACUCCAGCCAGAGCAGCGGAUACGAGGUCAUGGACAACAACGGAGAGAUCGUCCACAUGGCCAGAAAACUUACCUGCAGGGUGCGGAUCAGAGAGGCGUCUGGUCUUCCUCUCAACCUCUCCAACUUCGUCUUCUGUCAGUACACCUUCUGGGAACAAUCAGAGCCCGCUGUGGCUCCGCCCAUCGUCAGCCCGGACACGCCCCCCUCACAGACAGCCGACGCCCACUUCACUGUGCGCUUUGACCACUGCAGGGAUUUCGUGGUGCAGGUGACGGAGGAGUUUCUGGAGUUCAUCUCAGACGGCGCUCUGGCCAUCGAGGUCUGGGGUCACCGGUAUGCGGGUAACGGCCGGUCCGUGUGGGAGCUGGACGCACUGCAGGCCAAGAGACGCACGCUCAGAGACAGGUGGAGUGAAGUGUCACGUCAGAUCGAGCUGUGGGUCUCCAUACAGGAGCUGAACGAGCAGGGCGAGGAUUCGUCCAUAGAGCUUCAUCCCAGCAGAGACGUCAGCACUGGAGGAGUGUUUCAGCUGCGCCAGGGUCACUCGCGGAGGCUGCAGGUGAGCGUCCGGCCGGUCCAGCACUCGGGGACGCUGCCGCUGCUGGUGGAGGCCGUCCUGUCCGUCUCCAUCGGCUGCGUUUCCGCUCGAUCCACCAAACUACAGAGACCUCUGGACAGCUAUCAGGUCAGUGAGACUGACAAACACACAAGGCAGAGCUCAAUAACUACAGAUCCACUUAGGUCUCUACAUUUGGAACCCAGCUCUCUACCGGUUCUCACGGAUUCAUCGAGUGAGGGCCUGGUGCCGGACAUUCCGCCAUGUCUGGUUGCCGAGGGGAUGGAGGACAUGAAAGGAAAACCUAUUAUCGGAACAGUUUUGGAGGAAAAGUGUUCACAUCAGUGUUGUUGUUGCUCAAGGGUUCCCCCUGCUGGCAUGGAGGCUCAUAUUCCUGUGCUGUUCCUGGAUCUGAAUGCUGAUAACCUGACGGUGAACGAUCAGCUGACCGGUCCUCACGCCGCCGGUGUUAACUCAAUCCUCCCCAAAGAGCACGGGAGCCCGUUCUUCUACCUGCCCAUCAUCAGACACAGCCAUGACGAGGUGUCGGCUGUGUGUUCCUGGGAUUCGUCCAUCCACGACUCCAUCCAUCUGAACCGGAUCACGGCACCCAGCGAGCGGAUCUACCUGAUCGUGAAAGCCACGGUUCAGCUCAGUCACCCGGCGUCUGUGGAGCUGGUGCUGCGCAAGAGGAUCGCCGUCAACAUCUACAACAAACAGAGUUUUACUCAGAGCCUGAAGAGACGGAUGUCUUUGAAGAACGUUCUGUACUCCUGUGGAGUGACGUAUGAGAUCGUGUCCAACAUACCAAAGGCAUCUGAGGAGCCGGAGGAACGCGAGACUCUGGCCUUGAUGGCGGCGCGAGGAGAGAGUGAGGAGACGCUCGAUGGAGAGACGUAUAUAGAGAAAUACACCAGAGGAGUGCUGGAGGUGGACAAUAUUCUGUGUCUGGAGAGACUCCGGCAGGCCGUGACGGUGAAGGAAGCUCUCUCCGCUAAAGGCAGACACAUACGGCGCAGUCUCAGCACGCCCAAUGUCCAGCACAGCUCUUGUUGUAAACCGGACGGGACCGGAUGUGAGGAUGAGGACGUAAAGACUCACUGUGACGGUCCAAUGGAUGUCAUAGAAUCCAACGUACAUGAAGCUUCACUCAACAGUCCUCUCGCAAAAGACACGCCUGUCAAAAACAAAGAGAAUCAGGGAUCGGUACCAGAGAGUCCAACGUUCUUCAACUCCAGUCCAUUUAAGGUUCUGUCUCCUCAACCGCCCAAGUUCCUCAAAUCUCUCUUGCCAGUGAAGGAGGAGAACAAAGUCAAGCGUUCUCUGGAGUCACGGCCUCUGCUGGGACAGGAGAGCAUGCGUUGGUUUGUGGACCCCGGCGGACCCUGGUCCAGACCCAGGGCUCAGAGCGAGGGCCGUGGCACCAGUGACAUCAUCAGCAGCUCAGCCAAUCACAAACAGCCCAGACUGAGCACUGAUCUCACUCACACGCGGCCGCACGCUGCUGAUUCAGAGGAGGAGGAUCCUGACAUGGAUUCAGCCUUCACCCGUUCCAACGAUCCAGGCCUCGGGUCUCUGGAGCUCCAAAACUUCAAGCCUUACAUCCCAGAGGAUUUUGCCAACUUUGAGGUGUACAAUGCCAGCCUUGAGACCCAAGAUGGGGCCAUAUGUGUGCAGGGAGAGAUGGUGCUGGGGAUCGGAGAGUUGACAGGGACACGGGCUGUGGAAAAAGAAGUGUCCCGUAGUCCCACGGCCAGCUCAUGCACGAGCGGCUACUUCUCCCAUAGUGCCUCGAACGCCACGCUGUCUGACGUGCUCCUCAGCGGUAGCGAUAGUUGUGACCAGCUCAACAGCAGAGAACCUGCAGACCAUCAGGAAGCACUGCACGGAAGAGGGUUGCAUCCUUCCAGAAGUGCCUUGGGAUCUUGUCCAGCCCAGACCAUUCCCACUCAGCUCUGUUCCCAUCACUGCACUGACCGGGACUGUUCCCCUCGGCUUCCCCGCAAAUGUAUCCUGAGCGUCAGUCAAGAAUUCACAGACUUUAAGGGUGCAGAUGAUGGUGUAGGGAAAGAAGACCUUGGUAACAUCGGAUGGAAGGCGGAAUCGAUUCCCCCAAACUUUAAGGGUGUAGAUGAUAGCAUAGGAGAAGACAACCUUGGUAACAUUGGAUGGAAGGCGGAAUCGAUUCCUCCAAAAUUUAAGGGUGUAGAUGAUAGCAUAGGAGAAGACAACCGUGGUAACAUUGGAUGGAAGGCGGAAUCGAUUCCCACAAAUUUUAAGGGUGUAGAUGAUAGCAUAGGAGAAGACAACCUUGGUAACAUUGGAUGGAAGGCAGAAUCGAUUCCCCCAAACUUUAAGGGUGCAGAUGAUAGCAUAGGAGAAGACCUUGGUAGCAUUGGAUGGAAGGCGGAAUCGAUUCCCCAAGGCAUGGAUCCCCUGCCCCAGUGCCAUCUCCACAAUGGGAAAGAGUCUCCCAGUGUCCCAGCACCUUACGCCAACCCACAGCUGGAAAAAAGUCAAGGACUCGAGUCCUUUGCGGAUGUAGAACCUUCGGUGGACUCUAGCGAGGACGAGAACGGGCCAGUUGCUCAGUUGCCGGACUGGAUGGCCCCCGGUGAGCAAGUUUGGGUGGGCAAAAGGAGUGGGACGGUGCAUUAUGUUGGAGGAGUAGAGUUUGCCAAAGGCAUCUGGGUUGGAGUAGAGCUGGACCUUGCUGUAGGCAAGCACAAUGGUACAGUCCAGGGAAGGGUGUACUUCCGGUGUGCCACAGGUCAUGGCGUCUUCGUGAAGCCAUCCUGUUUGACUCGAGGACCUCCGUCCAUAGACACUGAACCUCAACCUGUGCUUCAGUAGGAGCAGGACAUUUACCCAAUGGUUUGUAGACGAUCUCUUCGACACCAGCACCAGCAACCGCCUGGACAAACCAAGUGCUAACAGAAUCUAUCCUUCUGAUUUGUUCAUCACGUUAGAGAUUUGUUGGUUCCUCUGAUUCCAUGGCAAUAAACCUAACCUGUGUGUCUUGUGUUGAAGUUAUAGGCCUAUUUCAGUAUCGUCUUUGAAUGUCGAGAGUUGCACAGUUGCACAAACACGUUUUAUAUAUCAUGUAUAGCUGUAAUACUUACAUCCAUCUUGGUUAAUUGGUUACCACUUCUUAUAUGACUAAAUGUAUUAAUCGAAUGAUGCUUAACUCUACUAUACUUUAAGUGAGUUUGAGAUUUGGAUGUCUGUUCAAGGUAAGAAUGUACUACUGUUUAUGACCAUUUUGUUUGCGUGAUUAUAUCAGGUAUUACCAAAGACAUAGCCUUUCAAAUCUGCUGUUCAAACUUCUUAUGUAGAUUACUUUGGCGAUGUGUUUUAUGCUUGUGUACUUUAAUAUGUGUUCGACCGAUUUAUGCUAAUGUGCUAAGUGCCAUAUUUCUGGUUGAAAGGCCACAUGCCCAUCAGAACUUAAAAAUUGUGGUCAAUUUUGUUUUAGAUUUAAUAGUAUUUUGAUUGGACGGCAAGCCAGUUGCUCGUACUCUGUUGCGUUACUGGCUUGUUGAGUACUGUAACUGUUGAAGGACUGCCAAUAUUUCUGUUAACAGAGCUGUCUGAACGCUUGCACUGGAGUAACUUAUCCUGGAUGCACAUUAAGUUACGUAAUGCACAGACUUUUACGCAUUCUCAGAUACUGAUUUGAUGCUUCUCAGGAGGUUGACGGAAGUGAGGUCACCCCUGAUGUGGAGAGCACCUUGUUUUCUUUAUCAGACCCUUGCCGGUAGGGAGCAUUUUUGCUAAACGCAGAUAUCCUGGUCUACUUCGUAUCGGCUAUAGACCAGAAAUGCCCUAAAGUACUGACACAAGCCCUGUUCAUGAAUGGGGUCUUUUUAGAUAGUCGACUUCUAGGUUCACCCGCCUAAUAAAGAAGCUUUCGAGCAUUUAAAUCCAUGUGUGUUUGACUGUUGAGUAGUAUUUUGAUUAGUUUGUGAUACUAAAGCCAAUAUUAAUGUUUUUAUAGGUAUAAAUGGGGGAUGGGCAAUAUCGGGGAAUGGGACAUAGCCUGAAUAAUGCUAGUAUGUUUAGUGCCAUGACCGGUGCUGUUAUUAUUGCUCUGUUUUACCUGAAGAACUGUGGAUCUCAUAAGAAGUGAAUACUAUUGCUGUCAAUGGAGAUGGUAAAAUGAAAACCCAAGACCUUACUUAAAAGAAAACAAAGCUGCUCUCCUUGACAAGGAGCUGUACAUAAAAUGUAUGAACAUAGUAUUUACAAUAUUAUAAAAUGUACAGAAUUGUAUUUAUAUUGUAUCUCUG
Sinocyclocheilus grahami is the source of this 7106-nucleotide messenger RNA. Its product is annotated as kinesin-like protein KIF13A. The coding region runs from base 1 to 5670 and encodes 1889 amino acids. Lineage: Eukaryota; Metazoa; Chordata; Actinopteri; Cypriniformes; Cyprinidae. Gene Ontology annotation, biological process: microtubule-based movement. The record is from RefSeq and is a predicted model, not a curated record. Gene Ontology annotation, molecular function: microtubule motor activity; ATP binding; microtubule binding. The transcript has 34 exons.